UCUUGUAUGGAUAUCCUUUGCAAUAAACCAGCUUCUGCUGUUUCUGACCUUGCGCUCUUAAAUCAAGAAAAUGACAAAAUACUUAAAACAACAAAUAGUGCAAAGGUUUCUUGUGUGCCUUAUGUAAAAAUAUAUUCAAACAGUCUCUUCCAUGUCUCUGCAAUGAAGCCUACUGACUACAGCAGCCCUAUAAUACUGGACAUAGACUCUGGACUGAUGAAGGCAGGCUUUUCCAGUGAGGAUUUGCCCAACACAAUUUUUCCUACUGUAAUUGGCCAGCCGAAAAAUAAGGAGAUUAAUUCCUGCUUGAUGGUUAAUGUUUACAUUGGUCAUGAAGCUCAGCACACCAAAGCAGUACUGAACCUGUCACAGCCCUGUAAACAUGGAAUAGUAACCAGUUGGGAGGAUCUUGAAAAGAUUUGGUGCUACACGUUUUAUAACCAGCUUCAGGUUGAUCCAGGAGAGCAUCCUGUACUGCUGACAGAUACCAUUAUGAGCCAGUGUAAAGACAGAAAGCAAAUGUUGCAAAUCAUGUUUGAGAAAUUCAAUGUGCCUUACCUAUACAUAUCCCUACAAGCUGUCUUGGCACUUUAUUCCACAGGAAGAGUUACAGGUACAGUGUUUCAUUCAGGAGAUCAAGUGAGCUACUGUGUUCCAGUAUAUGAAACCCAUAGGCUUCAGCAUGCGGUCCAAAAAUUUAAUCUAGCAGGACAAGAUCUCACAAGCUACCUCGCAAAGCUGCUAAAAGAAAGAGAUGAGUUUGGUCUGGAUGUGGAAGAAGAGUCUGUUAGAGAUAUAAAGGAGAAACUGUGUUACGUAGCUGAUAAUUUCCAUUUUGAGCCUCCUUCACAAGUGCUGUAUAAUCUACCAGAUGGUCGAACAGUUACUUUAGGUAGUGAAAGAUACAGGACUUGUGAAGCUUUGUUCAGCCCACAGCUAUUAGGGAAAGAUCAAUAUGGCAUUCAUGAAAGAGUGCUUAAAUCACUUCUACUGUCUGAUGUGGAUUUAAGAAAACAAUUUGCUGGGAAUAUUGUUCUAUCAGGUGGAAGUACUUUGUUCCCAGGUUUAACAUCUCGACUUCAAAGGGAAAUCUCUUCCAUGGUUCCCCUGGAUUUGUUAAACACUGUGAAUGUAUCGAGGGUUCUAGACAAAGAUUUUGCAGUCUGGCGUGGUGGAGCAACUAUGGCUAAUUUGCAGAGUUUUCACACUGCCUGGAUCAGCAGACACGAUUAUAAUGAAUUUGGUCCAAACAUUGUUCAUAGAAGAUGUUUUUAAUUUGUAAUGAAAUUUUAAAAAGUACAAUUAAGUCUAAGAUUUUAAUUUUAAG
Messenger RNA from Bombina bombina (fire-bellied toad), 1327 nucleotides. Its product is annotated as actin-3-like. NCBI's taxonomy places the organism in Eukaryota, Metazoa, Chordata, Amphibia, Anura, Bombinatoridae. The transcript has 9 exons. Bases 7 to 1275 code for a protein of 422 amino acids. The record is from RefSeq and is a predicted model, not a curated record.